Molecule: messenger RNA, 1104 nt
Organism: Scophthalmus maximus (turbot)
Lineage: Eukaryota; Metazoa; Chordata; Actinopteri; Pleuronectiformes; Scophthalmidae
Product: peptidyl-prolyl cis-trans isomerase A
Exons: 6
Coding region: 137-718 (193 amino acids)
Biological process (GO): regulation of mitochondrial membrane permeability involved in programmed necrotic cell death; protein folding; cellular response to hydrogen peroxide
Cellular component (GO): mitochondrion
Molecular function (GO): peptidyl-prolyl cis-trans isomerase activity
Source: RefSeq, a predicted model, not a curated record
GACUUCGAGAACACGCGUUUCCGGUGCGUCUGAGUUCAGACUUCCUCCACAUGCGAGCGUUAAUGUCCUUGCAGACUCGUGACCGGAACAGCUGAGCCGCGUUUAUCUUUGGGAAGGAAAAAGACGAAGAAGCAAAAUGUUGAUUUUGUCGAACAGAAUAAAGUUGUGUUCUCUGGCGCUUACCGCCGCGCGUCUGUGCAGCAGCGGCCCCGCGGCUGCCAACAACAACCCGACGGUUUACUUCGACAUCUCUGCAGGAAACCAGCCUCUCGGCAGAGUCACCUUCGAGCUCAGGGCCGAUGUUGUGCCAAAAACCGCAGAAAACUUCAGGGCGCUGUGCACGGGGGAACAUGGGUUCGGUUACAAGGGAUCCACUUUCCACAGAGUGAUCCCUCAGUUCAUGUGCCAGGGUGGCGACUUCACGAACCACAACGGGACGGGAGGGAAGUCUAUCUACGGGCGAAUGUUUCCUGAUGAGAACUUCAAACUGAAGCACACUGGAUCUGGGAUCUUGUCCAUGGCCAACGCUGGACCCAACACCAAUGGAUCCCAGUUCUUCAUCUGCACCUGUAAAACCCAGUGGCUGGACGACAAGCAUGUUGUCUUUGGCUGCGUGAAGGAGGGAUUGGACGUGGUCAACAAAAUGGAUUCUUUGGGUUCCCGGUCUGGGCGAACCUCCUCGCGGAUCACUAUCACAGACUGCGGAGAGCUCAAGUAGGCUCCGUGCGAGCGGCGGACGUGGUCCUGGUCUCAUCUCUCCUGCUGCAAUUUCAAUGUGAGGGUCCGAGUCAAAGAGGCUCUUUCUUCAGUCAGGGCACAUGGUGCUGCCUCGCUUUGCUGACAAUAGGCUCAGUUUUUCAACUGACACACUUAACAGUGUCUGGCUAUAAAAUGUGAAUGGGGUUGGGAGGAAAAGGGGCAUUUGUUUGCAGAAAAUAAAAAAAAUGCUUUUUUUUCCUAAUGUAUAACCUUGUUCUUGCCAUCUGUAUUGAUCCUACAUGAACCAGAUGUCAAGGCAUUUUUUAAAAAUACCCACAGGGAAAACUUGACACUUAAAACUGAACUAAGGUGUAUUAAUAAAGGUGUGCCCAUUUAUUGAGUGAA